UGUGCAGCUGCCAUAUUACGCAUGAUUUUGCCAAAAGUAGACACUUUGAACCGGGAUAAAUAUCAACAAUUAUCUUUUAAAUUAGGACUGUUGUCCUUUUGGUAGUUUGGUGCAGUAACAAAGUGAACGACAAUGGCUAGCGUCUCGUACCACAUCGCAAAUCUCUUGGAGAAGAUGACUUCCAAUGAUAAGGAUUUUCGGUUCAUGGCAACUAACGACUUAAUGACCGAACUACAAAAAGAUUCUAUAAAGCUUGACGAUGAUAGUGAAAGAAAGGUUGUUAGAAUGCUGUUGAAGUUACUAGAAGACAAAAAUGGAGAAGUACAAAAUCUGGCCGUCAAAUGUCUUGGCCCUUUGGUGAAUAAAGUGAAAGAGUUUCAAGUGGAGACAAUUGUUGACACAUUGUGUAGUAACAUGAUCUCAGAUAAAGAACAGUUGAGAGACAUAUCCAGCAUAGGUUUAAAAACAGUAAUUAGUGAGUUACCUCCCUCUUCCACUGCCCUUGCAGCCAGUAUUUGUAAGAAAAUUACAGGGCGUCUGACAAGUGCCAUAUCUAAGCAAGAAGAUGUGUCAGUACAGUUAGAAGCUUUGGAUAUCUUGGGAGAUCUUCUCAGCAGAUUUGGAGGUCUGUUGAUCAGUUUCCACCCCAGCAUUAUGCAGUCCUUACUACCACAGCUCUCCAGCCCCAGGCUGGCAGUCAGAAAAAGGGCAAUCAUAGCCAUUGGUUAUCUGGUGAUGAGCUGUAACUACACUCUAUUCAAUGAACUGAUCGAGUUCCUUCUGAACGAGCUGAUCAAGAACACCUCCACCUCUACUACAAGGACCUAUAUACAGUGUGUGGGCGCCAUCAGUCGACAAGCAGGACAUAGGUUUGGGGAGCACUUGGAGAAAAUGGUGCCGCCUAUCGUUCGGUUCUGUAGGGAGGAGGACGAUGAGCUCAGAGAAUACUGUCUUCAGGCGUUCGAGUCAUUCGUACGCCGCUGCCCCAAGGAAAUAUCACCUUUUGUUCAAGAAAUAAUCAAGAUCUGCCUGUUAUAUAUUUGUCACGACCCAAAUUAUAAUUAUGAUGACGAUGAUGAUGAUGCCAUGGAAACUGAAGAUGAUGAAGAAGAUGAGGAAGAAGAUGAGGAAUACAGCGAUGAUGAUGACAUGAGUUGGAAGGUCAGGCGUGCUGCUGCUAAAUGUCUGGAUGCUGUUAUUGGAACCAGACACGAAAUGUUGAUGGAUUUUUACAAAAAUGUGUCUCCAGCACUCAUUGCAAGAUUUAAAGAGAGAGAAGAGAAUGUGAAGGCAGACAUCUUCCACGCUUUUGUGACCCUGUUAAGACAGACUCGACCAACAAUCACAUCAGACCCCGACGCCAUGGAACAGGAUGGGGGGCCGGUGUCUAUGCUGCAGACCCAGAUCUCGGACAUUGUGAAGGCCAUCCACAAACAGCUGAGGGAGAAGAGCGUCAAAACCAGACAGGGCUGCUUCAGUCUCCUCACGGAACUGGUGCUGGUUCUCCCAGGGGCACUAGCUAAACACUUUGAUCAACUAGUACCAGGCAUAAUAUAUUCACUGGGAGACAAGAAUUCCAGUUCCAACAUGAAGAUAGACACUCUGUCGUUUUUGAACACGAUCCUGAUCCACCACCAGCCCGCGGUGUUCCUCCCCCACAUCAAGAUCCUGGUGCCGCCCAUUGUUCAUGCAGUGUCCGAUCCUUUCUACAAAAUCACCUCGGAGGCCCUCCUUGUGACACAGCAGCUUGUCAAGGUCAUCAGACCCCUGGAGGAACCUGUACAGUUUAAUCAUAAGCCAUUUGUCCCUGAGCUUUACCAGUGCACACUAAAACGGCUGAAGGCCGCAGAUAUUGAUCAGGAGGUCAAGGAGAGAGCAAUCUCAUGCAUGGGACAGAUAAUACGCAACAUGGGUGAUAGUUUGUCUUCCGAGCUCAGGGAGUGUCUGCCUAUCUUUCUGGAGAGGUUGAAGAACGAGAUCACACGACUGACUGCUGUUAAAGCCCUCACCAUGAUUGCUGGGUCGCCCUUGAAGAUAGAUCUAAAACCAAUAUUGGAUGAAGGAAUACCUGUGUUGGCCUCAUUCCUACGGAAGAACCAACGAGCCCUGAAGCUGAGCACGCUCACUUGUCUCGAUGUCCUAGUCAAAUGCUAUGGGGCGUCCUUGUCCUCCAACAUGAUCUAUGAAGUCAUGAAUGAGAUGUCUCCGCUCAUCAAUGAGAACGACCUUCAUGUGUCUCAGUUGACCUUGAACUUGCUAACCUCGAUUUCCAAGACGCACAAGUCAUGUAUGGCCAGCCUGCACAAUGAGAUCCUGCCCCAGAUUCUGCAGCUGAUCCAGUCACCCCUGCUACAGGGCGGUGCCCUCACUGCCCUACUGGAGCUGUUCCAAGCUCUGGUAUUGACCGGUUUACCUAAGCACGGCUUUAGGGAUUUCCUACAGCUGUUAAUCACUCCCAUAUAUAACCCCACAACUACAACUAGCAUGGGAUUCGCGGUCCAUAAACAGGCCUUCCAUUCAAUAGCCAAGUGUGUGGCAGCCCUCACGAUGAAAUGCCCAGGCGAGGUCAAUAAUGUAGUCAUACAGUUUGUAAAGGAUGUCAAAAACCCUAAAUCUACAGACUCCAUUCGAUUCUUUGCUCUAUUGGCUCUCGGUGAAAUUGGCAAACAUAUAGACCUGAGCGGACACAAUGAGAUUCAGACUGUGAUCUUAGAUUCUUUCUCUUCACAUAAUGAAGAAGUCAAAGCGGCUGCUUCUUAUGCUCUAGGAAAUGUAAGCGUAGGAAAUCUACCCAAAUUUUUACCAUUUGUUCUAAAAGAGAUAGAAAACCAGCCUAAGAGACAGUACCUACUUCUCCAUUCUUUAAAAGAGAUCAUCAGUUGCGAGUCGACGUCUACAGCAGGAGUGGACAAUCUGAAGCCCUAUGUAGCCUCUGUAUGGUCCAUGUUAUUUAACCACUGCGAGUGUCCUGAGGAGGGGACGAGGAAUGUGGUGUCGGAGUGUCUGGGGAAACUGACGCUGAUAGACCCCGCCAAUCUCCUCUCCAACCUGAAGAACCAUCUCAAUUCCCAGUCGGCCCUCACCCGCAGUACUGUGGUCACUGCCAUCAAGUUCACCAUAUCAGAUCAGCCUCAAGGAAUUGACAACUUGUUACGUAACUGUAUAGGAGAUUUUCUGAAGACUUUACAAGAUCCUGAUUUGAAUGUACGGCGUGUGGCAUUAGUAACAUUUAAUUCUGCUGCUCACAAUAAACCGUCUUUGAUCAGAGAUCUAUUGGACAAAGUGCUGCCCCAUCUGUACAAUGAAACCAAAGUCAGGAAAGAGUUGAUUCGGGAGGUGGAGAUGGGUCCUUUCAAGCACACUCUUGACGAUGGUCUGGAUAUACGGAAGGCUGCCUUUGAGUGUAUGUACACCCUGCUGGACUCGUGUCUGGACCGGCUGGACAUUUUUGAGUUCCUGAACCACGUGGAGGAUGGACUUAAGGACCACUACGACAUUAAGAUGCUGACCUAUUUAAUGCUGGUCCGUCUGGCUCAUCUCUGUUCCAGCGCUGUGUUACAAAGACUGGACCGUCUGGUGGAACCUCUCAGAGCCACCUGCACCACCAAAGUAAAGGCCCACUCUGUCAAACAAGAGUUUGAGAAACAGGACGAGUUGAAGCGGUCAGCUAUGAGAGCGGUGGCAUCCCUACUGGCUAUACCUGAUGCAGACAAAAGCCCACAGAUGAACGAGUUCUUGUCUCAAAUCAAGCAGAGCACGGAGCUGGCGGCCAUGUUUGAGAGCAUUCAGAAGGACGCUCAGACAUCCCCCACAGACAUCAUGAUGAUGGACACCAGCUGAGUCAGCCAAACUCUUGAAAGCCUGUCUGGGUCUUUGGAGUGUUUGUGUAAAAGGAUAGAAAGAGUCAUUGACAUUAAGUGCUGUGUUUCUGUUGAAAUGAUGAACGAUAAACUCUGUUUGUAUGGAGUGAUUGUUCCUGGUAAAUGUACAAACUAAUGUUUCUUUCGCCGUUUUAAUUUUGUUUGUUACUUCUCUAAAGUGCUGUUACUUCCUUAAAGUGCUGCUCUUGUUAUGUGUUAUAGGUAAAAAAUAAAUUGAGAAGAAUUUAUCCAUUAUAGAAAUAUGACAUCAUAUUUGAUGUUUGAUGUAUACCUUAGGAAUUAUAUCUGUUUUAGCAAUGUGAUACAGGAGGAAGGUGAUAUGUAUGAAAUAAUGAUACAUACAUCAUAAGUUCAUGUAUUUACUGUUAUAAUGCAGCCAUCUGCUAGACUUUUUAACACCAAGCCCAAUUAUAUGAAACUGAAAUAAGUUAUCUAUAUGUAGCUCAAUUUGGAUUUGCUUAGAGAUAUCCCAGCAUAAUAGAUGAAUGUAAUUUUAAAGACAUAAAAGAUAAAAAUGGACUAAAUAUGGGUUUUAUUUUGCAUGUGGAGGAAUAUCUUGUUGGUAGGAUCAAAUGAUGUAUAAGAAUGGAUAAGAAACGUGUACAAAUAUUUAAUUGUAUUACGAAAUUCAUGCUCCCUUUAUUGCCUCCUUCACACAGUUUUAGAGAUGUAAAUCUGGUACUAAAAGCCUUUGAUUUAAUCAAAAUGACAUGAGAAUAGUGACAAUUUUAUAAUAUUGAUGUUAAACAAAUGAACUCUUAAUUAAAGUUACAAAAAGUUCCGUUUUGAUGCAAUUAUGUGACACCUAGAAGAAGUUACAAAUUACGUGCUGAAAAACAUUGUCAUAUUGCUAGAAUAAAAACUUAUCAAAACAUGUAAAAACUUUUCAUUUUUAGCUCACCUG
This is a messenger RNA of Magallana angulata, 4785 nucleotides long. Its product is annotated as cullin-associated NEDD8-dissociated protein 1-like. Gene Ontology annotation, biological process: protein ubiquitination; SCF complex assembly. Lineage: Eukaryota; Metazoa; Mollusca; Bivalvia; Ostreida; Ostreidae. The coding region runs from base 133 to 3840 and encodes 1235 amino acids. The transcript is spliced from 32 exons. Gene Ontology annotation, cellular component: nucleus. The record is from RefSeq and is a predicted model, not a curated record.